GUCGCCUCUUUUUUUCCAUCUCUCUGCCUCUCUCUUUCUAGGUUGUAUUCACUGUAAUUAGUAGACGGUGUCACUCCUUUUUACAUUGCCCAGUCAUUCUGUCCACACUCUUUUUCACCAAUGCAUUAGUCAAGACUGUUCUAUUCCGCCCUCUUACCACCAUGACAGUCACUCGCACUCAAGCGGGUAAAACACCCAGAAAAACAGCUCACCCUGGAUAUGUCGAGACUCCUGGGACCUUUAGAAAACCUCGUACCAGUAAGUCCAUGGCCGGCCUCGGAGAUUCCGACGCGCAGGACUCCUCCACCGGCCUCGAAGACGAUGUUCCCUCCACCACCACGAAACGUGCUACGAGAAGCGUACGAAAACCCUCUCGCUCGCCGAGAAUGUCUGGCGGCACACAAGACUCGACAGAUGAGGAGAUGACCCGUGGUCUUUCGAAUGGACAUGCGAACGGAACGGCCCAGAAACAGCAAAAUGGAACGGUCAAAAAGGAGGCCAACGGACAUGCAGUUUCUUCUUCCCAGAAGACCGUCGACGGUUGGCGACCGGGUAUGGAUCCAAAGGUCGAUACCAGCGGCCAUUUCGAGUUUGGAGGUCCCCUGGGCGUCACUGCAAUGAUGAUCGGUUUCCCUUUGCUCAUGUACUACAUGUGGAUCGGCGCGACUUAUUACGACGGGAAAUUUCCUCUACCUAGAUCCGACGAAACUGUGACAGACUUCCUACGUGGCUUGGGGCGCAUGGUAUACUACGGGGCAUGGCCUUCGGCGAAAGCUUGGGCUAUGUACUGGACCUUUUUCAUCUUCGAGGCUGGACUGUACUGCGUCAUGCCAGGCAUCUGGACCAAAGGCAAGCCACUACCCCACGAGAACGGCCAAAGACUCGAUUACUAUUGCUCGGGAAUGUGGUCGUGGUGGACCACGAUCGUCAUCGCCCUCGCUCUGCACUUCUCUGGACUCUUUAAACUCUACCAAAUCAUCGACGAAUUCGGCCCGCUCAUGUCGGUCGCCAUCAUUUCUGGGUUUCUGGUGUCCAUCGUCGCGUACACGUCGGCCCUCUACCGAGGCAAGCAGCACAGGAUGACGGGCUACACCAUGUACGACUUCUUCAUGGGCGCCGAACUCAACCCGCGCAUGUUUGGUAUCCUCGACUUCAAGAUGUUCUUUGAGGUGCGCAUCCCUUGGUUCAUCCUGUUCCUCAUAACGGUGGGCACGGCGGCGCGGCAGUACGAGCUGUACGGGUACGUGUCGGGGGAAGUGGGAUUGCUCCUCAUGGCCCAUUUUCUAUACGCCAACGCCUGUGCCAAGGGCGAGGAGUGCAUCGUGCCCACCUGGGACAUGUACUAUGAGAAAUGGGGAUUCAUGCUCAUCUUCUGGAACCUCGCCGGUGUUCCCCUGACCUAUUGUCAUUGCACCGUCUACCUCGCCAACCACCACCCUAGCACUUAUGCCUGGAACAAGUACGCGUUGGUGGCUUUGUACGCGGCCUACCUGUUUGUUUACUGGGUCUGGGACACCACGAACAGUCAAAAGAAUCGUUUCCGAGCGAAAGAAUCUGGCGGUGCCAUCACUCGCAAAGCUUUCCCUCAAUUGCCCUGGCAGACCGUGGAAAACCCGAAAGUCAUCAAGGCAGAGGAUGGUAGCGUACUUCUCGCGGAUGGAUGGUAUGGCUAUGCCCGCAAAAUUCACUACACUUGUGAUUUGUUCUUCGCUCUGUCUUGGGGAGCCAUCACAGGAUUUCAUUCUCCGUUCCCAUGGUUUUACUCGGUGUUUUUCACUGGCAUGAUCAUUCACCGAGCCAUUCGGGACAUUCAACGUUGCCGAAAGAAGUAUGGUAAAGCGUGGGAGGAGUAUGAGAGACAAGUUCCAUACCUCUUUAUUCCCUAUGUUAUUUAGAUAGCCUCGUUACCAUUAUCAAUAAUAUGUUCUACUUGAUAAUAUCAAUGUAUUGCUCUGGACAUGGUCUCGAGUACCUAC
Molecule: messenger RNA, 1976 nt
Organism: Exophiala oligosperma
Lineage: Eukaryota; Fungi; Ascomycota; Eurotiomycetes; Chaetothyriales; Herpotrichiellaceae
Exons: 3
Coding region: 162-1895 (577 amino acids)
Biological process (GO): ergosterol biosynthetic process
Cellular component (GO): endoplasmic reticulum membrane
Molecular function (GO): Delta24(24-1) sterol reductase activity
Source: RefSeq, a predicted model, not a curated record